This is a messenger RNA of Trypanosoma cruzi, 341 nucleotides long. Its product is annotated as dynein light intermediate chain, putative. NCBI's taxonomy places the organism in Eukaryota, Euglenozoa, Kinetoplastea, Trypanosomatida, Trypanosomatidae. Gene Ontology annotation, molecular function: dynein heavy chain binding. The transcript has a single exon. The record is from RefSeq and is a predicted model, not a curated record. Gene Ontology annotation, cellular component: axoneme; cytoplasmic dynein complex; ciliary basal body. Gene Ontology annotation, biological process: intraciliary retrograde transport; intraciliary transport involved in cilium assembly. The annotation marks the transcript as partial.
UUCUAGUCAUUCCAAGCGCUGACACCUUUGCUGACAUUGGAGAACCGGCCGUGAGUGACAUGGGAGGCCUUCAGUCUACUGGUGACGCGGAACUUGACCGCUGGAAGGCGCCUCUUGACGCCAUGUUUCCAGCAAAACAAUCAGAAGAUCGGAUGCAGAACGACUCGUUUUUGAAGCGUCUGUAUGAUACCGGCGAAAACGGGUUCGGAGAGCCAACCGUAGACGCCGUGCGCAAGCAGAAGGAGGACGAACUGGAGCAGUACAGGAAGAGCGCAUUUAAGCGGGAAAAGAGCACCAAAGACGAUAGAAGCAAAUCGAAGGAAAAGAAGGAGAAGGAAUGA